Molecule: messenger RNA, 1094 nt
Organism: Vombatus ursinus (common wombat)
Lineage: Eukaryota; Metazoa; Chordata; Mammalia; Diprotodontia; Vombatidae
Gene: TSC22D3
Product: TSC22 domain family member 3
Exons: 3
Coding region: 96-503 (135 amino acids)
Biological process (GO): regulation of transcription by RNA polymerase II
Source: RefSeq, a predicted model, not a curated record
UUCCCGCCGCACCCCCCCGAGGGCCCAGAAGGAGAGCCGCCGCCCCGCCGCCACCCCUCGUGCCCCCAGGCAGCAGAGGCCGAAGAGCUUGAGCCAUGAGCUCCGAGAUGUACCAGUCCCCGAUGGAGGUGGCUGUCUACCAGCUGCAUAACUUCUCCAUCUCCUUCUUCUCGUCCCUCCUGGGGGGGGAUGUGGUCUCUGUCAAGCUAGACAACAGUGCCUCCGGAGCUACAGUUGUGGCCAUUGACAACAAGAUCGAGCAAGCUAUGGAUCUAGUGAAAAAUCACCUGAUGUAUGCAGUUCGAGAGGAGGUGGAAAUCCUGAAAGAGCAGAUCAAGGAGUUGGUGGAGAAAAACUCCCAGCUGGAGCGUGAGAACAGCCUUCUCAAAACCCUCGCCAGCCCCGAACAACUGGAGAAAUUCGAGUCUCAGCUGAGCCCUGAUGAGCAGACCACCCCUGGUGCCACCAAUUCACCUGAACAGGAUGCAGGCUCUGCCGUGUAAGUGGCUCUGUCCUGGGAGUGGGCAGAGCCACGGAACUUUUUUCUACCUAGCUCCUUAAGAAUAUGAUUUUUUUUUCAUCCCCAAGUAUCAUCUCACAUGAAGAAUUGCCCAGCUUGCAUCAGCUGGUGCCGAGAUGUUCAAAGGGCAGACCUUCAUGGGCCCGCCCUAAGUGUUUGACCUCUGAAGAAAGAGCUCUUUUUGGAAGUUGAGUUACACAAGGAGAUGAUACCUCAGCUCACACCCACUGGUCCCAGGACAACCAAGGCAUGCACCUUGGCCAUUCCUGAAAACAGAACAGGGCUGUAUGUGUUGUUGUCGUUGUGGUUUUGUUGUUGUUGUUGUUGUUGUUGUUGUUGUUGUUGUUUUAACACAACCUGUUUUUAAAUGGAAACCAGCAACAGUUAAGACAGGGUCAGGCUUCAGCUGAAUGGCCCCAGCGGUUUUCUUAGCGAGUUCUGCUUUUUUCUCCGUGGUAGCUCUGUGGCAGCAGACAGGGCCCACUUUUUGACACCCAUUCUAAUAUCUUCAAGAGUGGGUCUUUACUUAUUGAAAUGUAGAAUGAAAUUUCAAUAAACUUUUCUAAAUAGAAAA